Molecule: messenger RNA, 757 nt
Organism: Selaginella moellendorffii
Lineage: Eukaryota; Viridiplantae; Streptophyta; Lycopodiopsida; Selaginellales; Selaginellaceae
Product: protein HUA2-LIKE 1-like
Exons: 5
Coding region: 52-663 (203 amino acids)
Biological process (GO): ubiquitin-dependent protein catabolic process via the multivesicular body sorting pathway
Cellular component (GO): ESCRT I complex
Molecular function (GO): ubiquitin binding
Source: RefSeq, a predicted model, not a curated record
AAUUUUAAUAGAUUUUAGGGCUCUUGGCACUAUGAGCCCUAAUUCUUGGCGAUGAUGGAGGCCGCCUACGAUCGGCGGAGGUAUGACCAGCAUCAUCCAACGCGGCCGCCGCCCCCCAAUCCGUCAUCGUCAUCGUUCUAUCCUCGUCUCCCGCAGCAAGCGCCGGCGCCUCCGACUGUGAAUCGCGCGGCGCUGCCGCCCGUGCCUGGAGCUCCUCCUCAAUCAUCAGGACUUGGUAUCAAGGUCGCGCUCAAGCCACAGUAUCGAAUGGCGCCUCCGGUGCAAUUGUCUCCAGUUAUCGGAGAAGUUCCAAGAACAUCGAUCGCCCAGUUUGAUUUCGAUUUCGAGCGCAAAGUUAUAGACGAUGCCGAGAGAGGUGUUCGCACUCAAAUCCGGCAACAUCAGCUGGCAAAUGGCGGUGAGACAGCCUCUGCUAGUCAAGCGAACGACGAUCCUGUUAUCAGCAAAUACUUGUCAAUGGGAUUAAGUAGAGAAGCAGUGUCUUUGGGAGUGGCGGCUUACGGCGAUGUGCAGGCUAAGGUGGUGGAAUUUUGCUCUGCGUAUAGUCUCCUUAGAGAGAUGGGCUUUCCAUCCACCGCUGUUGCUGGAGCUCUUGUUAUGCACGACAAUGACAAGGAGAAAGCACUCGCACAAUUUGUAUAGAUAAGUAGAAGGGUUGUCUCCUUUAUCUUCGCAAAUUUGGAUUAGCAACGUAAACACAUCAAAUUAAUAGGAGCCGUUGGAUUUGAGCAUUCAA